Pseudovirgaria hyperparasitica is the source of this 896-nucleotide messenger RNA. RefSeq lists its product as uncharacterized. The record is from RefSeq and is a predicted model, not a curated record. Lineage: Eukaryota; Fungi; Ascomycota; Dothideomycetes; Acrospermales; Acrospermaceae. The coding region runs from base 32 to 556 and encodes 174 amino acids. The transcript has a single exon.
UCAGCAUGGAAUCCAUAAUCUGGACACAUGGAUGCUAGGCAACAGUGUUAAUAUUUACAGCUGCGCGUGCCGGUCAGCAAACAAGGGUUGUGCCCAGAAUAGGUUCAUCGACUCCCGACGUCCCAGAACAUUCACCUCUUACAACCAACCCCACGAGGUUUCCAGGAUAGACGUCCAUGUCAUCCGAUGCCUCGGGUGGAUAGAUGACGCGAUUGGAACACUCACUACAUGCCUGUCGGUGUCGCUGUAUGCAACGUUAUCAUCAUCAUAUCGGCGUCGUCGAAUGCAACAUCACUGUUGUAGCAAGUCUCCAUCAUGUUUGUGUAUGUGUGCAAGGGAGCGGUGUCUAUAUCCGUCUCCUACCUAUCACGUAGAAGAUGACCCCGUAUCGUGGCACAACGAUUACGCCAAUUCUGCUACAGCAUCCAGCUGCUCUCAUCCAUCCAGUUGGCCGCAACGUUAUGUCAUGACUUCAUUGUGUUCACUCGGGAGUGCACUAGCAACACACCUAAGCAUCGCACCUAUCACCUUUUGCAAAGGGCGCAAAGAUAGGUAGGUAGGCAGGCAGCAGAGUUCUAGAUGCAUUGUACCCCCAUUGGCUUUUUACGCCAUCAGCUUCGGAUUGGCUAUACUCGUUCGACCUCUGUCGACCUGCGUUGCCCACCCCGCCUUGACCUCUUUUAAACACUCCUGUAACUAUUGGUGCAUCCCCCUUCGUUAUUCUAACGAGAAACUCAAAGAUCAAUGGAGUAUGUAGUAAAUAGGAUCAUUAUUUUCCAGACAGCAUAUACUGUCUGGAUAUCAAUCAAGACCGUAAAGACGCUCUCAGAUGCGCGAUAUCGUAUUUAGAAAAUCGUAAACUCAUGUCGCUCGCUCUUUGUGGUAUUCCCUUCAGA